AUGAGAGCCGUCGCGCUCCUGCGGCUGUCGACGAUUCUGACGCCGCUGAUUCUGAGGUGAGUCCAGCCGGAAAGGAGAAGCAGAGCGAAGAUUCAGCCUCGACAUCUCUGGCGUCCGGGAAAGAGCCGACGAUCCCAAAGACAACACGAGGCCUCUCGUUCGGAGCAAGACUUUCUACGUCCGCGUCUUCGGCCUCGACCUUCCACGCGACGGCUAUUACUUCACCUCUGCCGACCGUUGUGAGGUACAACUUUCCAGGAAAAACUCAAUUGCCUUUUUGACCCUUUUUCUAUCUUGAACAUUUACAGGACUGGAACAGAUCGGACCAGGACGGUAAGAAAAAGUCGAAAACAGUGACUCCGCUCAGCAGCUACCCAAAGUAACUUCAUUUCCAUCAUCUUGUGAUCAUUUAAAUCCCAGACACAUUUUGCUGGAAGUGACUGGCGGCUUGGAUUUUUCCGACCAUCCUUCGUUUCGCCUCUGUAACUACAAUUUGAACGUCACGUCUUACAAGGUGCCCAAUGAAUGGACAUAUUGAAAGGGAAAAAUGCGAAAUACUCCAGUUUCUGCACGUCUUCGAGCAGACCAAAACGCAUCCCUUCGACACGUUGUUCUUUUUGUUGUGCAUUUACUGUUUGGUGGUUUCUACCUACAUUUCUGGGGUUCAUUCAAAAGUUGCAGGCAGCCAGUGGCUACUGUUCGGGAAUGAUGAUAGUCUACAUGACCCACUCCUUGAAGGACUUGACUCUGAUGUCUCAAAGCCAAGAACCUUUCAAGGUAAAGUCUAAAACUAGUCCUUCUCCUUAUGCCGAUCUCAGUCUCGGGCCAAUCGGAUGCUGCCACUCAGGCGAUUGUCGAAUCUGCUCGUCUGCUCGCUUUCGACGUUCAGCACCGUCCACAACGUCGUCUUCACCCUCUUCAUCUGCAAAAGGAUCGACGAAUACUUUGAGAAAGCUUUGGUAGCUGAAAUUUUCAAAGAAGAAUUUAUAGACUCGAAAAGACUUUAAAGCCACUUUAAUUAAAGACCUAAAUUCAGGCUUUUGAAGGGAACGUGAAAACCCUGCGCUUUAAAAUACUCAAUCUUUGAGGAAACGUUCCAAAUUUUCAUUCAACAAUCAUUUCCAGUUUGGCGAACUUUAUUCACUGGUGAUCCCCACAGCUUUGCUUUUCAUAUUUGCGGAAAUGCUACCUCAGGUCUGUUAAUUUGUUUUUUGGAAAAUUGAAAGCUCAUAUACAUUUGCUUGGUUAGAAUAGUUUCAAACAAUUUUUAAUAAUAAAAUAAGCAGAAAUUCUAAUUUAUUGAUGCGAACAAUGGUGAUAUUACAACAGGCUCAGUUUUAGAAUGAUUUCAAAUGAAUCUGUUCUUUUGGAAACAUUUUUUCAAGGUUUCGACAGCCUUGGACUUUAGUUUUCACCCGCAUUUUUGGUGCAAGAAAAAGUUCAGGUAAUCUGCAACAGCAGGAUCGGGUUGGUUCUCGCCUCGUCGACUUGGUUCAUCACCAUGUUUAUAAUAGCCACGACUGCAGUUGUUUCUUGGCCACUUUCCAGAGUUAUUGACUAUUUAUUGGGCCGUGAUGUCAGCUAACUUUUAAUGAACCAAAAGGAAAAAUGACCCUUUAGGUUAGACAAGUUUUAACAGAAGAGGAGCGAAUGAACAUAUUCAAAAACAUGUCAAAGGACCUAAACCCAACGGAAGCCGGUGAAACUCGGAGAAAAAAAAACAAAACUGGAAAGACUGACUUUGAGGUAUUCUGCAAAGGGCUGUGGUUUUCACGGAGAAAAGUGUGGAGCACGUGAUGACGCCGAUCGCCAACGUCUUCACUCUGUCGAGCAGUCAGAAGCUGGAUCUGCCGGUCUGAAAGUACCUUUUUUCUCCUGAAGGAAAACGACGAAACAGACGCUGAUUGCCAUCGUCGAGCGCGGCUUCACGCGGAUCCCGGUCUACAAAAAGCACAAAGACUACAUCGUGAUGGUCCUGAAUGUGAAGGAUCUGAUCUGCCUCGACCUGCACCACGCGCCCACCGUCGCUGAAAUCGUGGAAAAGCUCGAUAAACGGACUGUUCAGGUUUUUUUUUUGAUUAGUCUGUCAAGAAAUGAGUUAUCUUUUAACUAACGAGGGAGAUCUUAGUGUGAAGCUCGGAGAUUGUUUCGGACUUUCUUUGGAGGUCCAGAAAAAGACUCACCAUAAUCUCUCAUUACGCAAACUUCUAUAUUUCAAGCUAUGAAUUUUUUGAAAUUUACCCAGAAACAGUUCUGAAGCCGAUAUUUUUUAACUUUGAAAGUUCACAUCUCCAAAACUAAAAAUGUGCACGAAGCAACGGAGGAUAACAUUCCAUUUACACAUCGUUUGCAGAAAUGAUAUUUUUAUUGCUUAUAAACUUUCUCAAACGAAUUCCAAACAUCAAAAUCAGCGUAAAACCAAAUGGCGCAGAGCAGGUCUGCGUCUCUUAUUCAGAUGGCCUAACUCAGAUAAUUUCCUAAAAAGUUCGUUCUUGUUCAUCUUUCUCUGCUCAAAAUAUCUUUGGCCAAUUCUUUGAAAUGUGUUCAGUUGAAAUUCGCAACGGCGGAGAUGAAAGUGGCCAAUUUGAUGCAACAAAUGCGAGCUGGAGCUUUUCACAUUUGCGCUGUGGUCAAGUAUGUUCAUAUGAGGUUCAUAGAGUGUUAAAAAAGCAAUAUCAUUUUUUUAAGGUACAAGGUCGUUGGAAUAAUUACUUUUGAAGACAUUUUAGAAGAACUUUUUGGCGAGAUUGAGGUUUCCUUUUUGUCUUGACAACUCUUGAAUAUAAUGAAAAUCGUCCGGAACCGUCUUCGUUUCACAAAAUGAAGCAAUGAAGUUGCUCAGAGUAUCCAGCUGAGAAAGCUCUCUAUUAUUUGAAACAAUUAUCGUGUUUCUGGAAAACUUGAAAGAUUUUUCCAAACUAGCCAUCAAGUUCCUCUCCGCAGUCAGUUUUCAGUUAUUUCUAAAAGAUUCAGAGAAAUUAUCUUCUUGUUGGAUUUUCAUUCCAAUUUUCCUAAUGUAGUUGCACAGUUGCGGUCAAUAUCUAUAAAGUACCUUUCAGGAUGAGAAAGACAGGACGACGCGGGUGAGAACGGGUCUUUGUCGAGAUCAGCUAGCCCUGGAUUGGCUCCGCGAGGCCGGUACCGAUCCGGCAUACCCGUUACCCAUUUCUCAACAACUUCUCGUCAUUCAGGUUUGUCUGAACCAUUCGGAAACUACGCAAUUUUCCCUUCAGUGGCUACUCUCUCACUGUCCUGAGCUGAGGGUUCUUGGUUUCGACGUCCUUCAGACGAAGCUUCUUCUCUCGCCGAAGCUCAUUCGCAAUGCUCAGAAAGGAGAUAUUAUACCAACCAAGACAAAGUUUGACACGAAAAGUCUGCCUGGCUCAAUCUCGAACCACCUCACUUUCAGAUUGGUUGUGAUCUUCGAAGGGAACGUCAAAGAGACUGGAUCUUUGCAUGCAGCAGAACCGCGUACAAUCAAAAUUAGUCGCAACAAAAGAAUGUAAGGGGAUCUUGAGGGCCCAGUUUAGUGUAUAUUUAAGGAGAUCCAUAUCAAACGGAGAAGUUUUCCCGUGUCAUGUUGCUGGAGAGAGAGUCCUCCGAAAACUUAUGAAGGUGUUAAAAGGAUGCGGUUUGGACUGAAAGCUCUUUUCAGGAACUUUCUUUGGAUGUCACGCCGUUCAGCGACGAAAGCUUCGUAGAUCUGACGGCCAUGAGUAGUUGCUCCUAUUUUGAGGUGAUUUUCAAGAUGACCACCAAGAGAAGAGGUUUCCGUAGAUACCAGCAUGUUUGGGAGCCUUUUUGUGCUUUCUACUGAUAAUCAACUAUAUUUCCAAGUAUAUCUUAACUUUGGUAUUGAAAGGAGUUAUCCAAACGAAUUCUCUUGUAAAGUCUUGAGUUCCUAUUUUUUUUUCCAAUUUUUUCUACUAUUCUCGUAGGAUAAAAUAAAGUUGAUUACGCAACAAAUUUAAUUAUUUUUUCUUCAUUUUUUUCACCACCAAGUUAUAAUAUUCCAGUUCACCCUACCAAAUUUGUAAAUUGAAGCUGGACGAGAUCGACAUCCGCGAGACGAUGGUUUUGGCGAGCGAACCGGAAAAACUUGCCAUGAACAUCCGAAUGGACGCGAGCAAGUCGAUAGUGAUAAGUCCAUUCCCAACUCUUGAUGAUUAUCCUGAGAAAUGAUUUUAGCUCCGACGGAAUUUACUACCGUUCGCAGCGCUUCUUCCAGUAUCCGGAAAGUUGAAUAUUCUGCGGAAGGUUUUUUUUGACCUCGAGAAUUUUAUUCUUUUUGUUUUCAGCCCUCAAAACCAAUUCGAACCGUUCCGAUUGA
Caenorhabditis auriculariae is the source of this 4330-nucleotide messenger RNA. The record is from the annotation of a GenBank genome assembly. Lineage: Eukaryota; Metazoa; Nematoda; Chromadorea; Rhabditida; Rhabditidae.